GUUUUCGGUAGUUGGGGAAAGGGUUUUUCUUUCCGCUCCAAAAACAUUACAAGUGCUCUCUCUUCCAUAGCCGAAUUCAAAUUAGAAGAAGAAGAACCUAUAUAAGUUGUUCUUCUUCUUCAUACCUUAACUCUCACUCACAAGUCCUGUGAUUCAAAUCCAGACCAGAAAUAAUGGCUACCAUCGUCCCCCCAGCAGCUACUACUCCACCAGCGGCUUCGAAACCUACCGUGAUCGAGCCGGAGAAAGUCGAUUACUUGAACCUGCCUUGCCCUAUUCCCUACGAAGAAAUUCACCGCGAGGCUCUCAUGUCCUUGAAGCCUGAACUUUUCGAAGGGAUGCGCUUUGAUUUUACCAAAGUACUUAAUCAGAAAUUCUCUUUGAGUCACAGUCUUUUCAUGGGACCUACAGAAAUUCCUUCUCAAUCUGCUGAAACAAUUAAAAUACCUACUGCUCACUAUGAGUUUGGUGCUAACUUCAUUGACCCGAAGUUGAUGCUUUUUGGGAGGAUAUUGACGGAUGGAAGGCUGAAUGCAAGAGUGAAGGCUGAUUUGUCCGAGAAUCUUACUUUGAAGGCCAAUGCUCAACUUACAAGUGAGCCUCAUAUGUCGCAUGUAAUGGCCAAUUUUGAUUAUAAGGGUAAAGAUUAUAGAACACAAUUUCAACUAGGGAAUGGUGCUUUAUUUGGAGCCAGUUACAUCCAGAGUGUGACCCCCAACUUGUCUUUGGGUGGCGAAGUAUUCUGGGCUGGUCAGCAUCGAAAGUCUGGCAUUGGUUAUGCUGCACGAUACAACACAGAUAAGAUGGUUGCUACAGGACAAGUUGCUAGCACUGGAAUGGUUGCUCUGAGCUACGUUCAGAAAGUCUCUGAAAAGGUUUCUCUAGCAUCAGACUUCAUGUACAACUACAUGUCAAGAGAUGUCACUGCAAGCGUCGGUUAUGACUACAUCCUCCGUCAGUGUCGUCUUAGAGGGAAGAUUGAUUCCAAUGGUUGCACAGCUGCUUUCCUGGAAGAGCGGCUCAAUAUGGGUCUUAAUUUUAUCCUUUCAGCUGAGAUAGAUCACCGGAAGAAAGACUACAAGUUUGGUUUUGGGUUGACAGUAGGAGAAUAGAUUAGAUGGCACGGAUGCUGUUCUCGGUUAUAUUGAAGUGUAUUGUUGCGAUCAUCUUGACUUGUGUUAAUGGGUUAUUUUUUUGUCCUUUCAAUGAAGAUCAAAAGCAUCAGUUUUGUAAUUUUGUCGAGCGACGUCAUUUAUGGGACAUUGCCUGCUAGUGCACCAAUUUUAGCAUUCGUAGUAGUAGUUGAUUUUGCAGUGGGAGCUAUUAUCGAAAAACCCUAUAAAUAUUGUAGAAUUUUUCCCCAUGGAAAAUGAGUUUAUGUAUCAACUUAAUAAAUGGUGCC
Messenger RNA from Ilex paraguariensis (yerba mate), 1402 nucleotides. The record is from the annotation of a GenBank genome assembly. NCBI's taxonomy places the organism in Eukaryota, Viridiplantae, Streptophyta, Magnoliopsida, Aquifoliales, Aquifoliaceae.